AUGAACCCGAUACUCAGUCAUGACGUGGAAAAGCGGGCGGGAGCGAUAGAUCCUCCGCUCGUCGACGAAACGGGCGCUGUCCUAGCAUCGAGCUUCGAAUAUGGAAACUCGGUUUACGCAAAGCUGCAGAGGCUCGGUGGAAAGAUCAAGGUGGAACAGCGAGGAAUUGAACGUGUCCCGGAGGACGAGAGAACCGACAGUUCCUAUUGGAAUGUUGGAUCAAUGUGGCUCGCUGCGAAUAUGGUUGUCCCCUCAUUCACGAUCGGGAUCCUUGGUAGACCUUUGUUUGCUAUGGGAUUCGUGGAUGGGGUGCUGGUCAUUAUCUUCUUCAACUUCAUUGCCGUGUUAACGGUGUGCUUUUUCUCCACUUUCGGUGCUGCCUUCGGUUUGCGGCAGAUGGUGCUUUCUCGUUUCUGGUUUGGUUGGUGGGGUGUUAAGCUAAUCGCUCUAUUCAAUGUAUUGGCAUGUGUCGGAUGGGCAGCUGCAAAUAUCAUUGUCGGGGCCCAGUUGAUUAAUGCAGUCAACCCACAAGUACCGGGAUACGCAGGAAUUCUAAUAAUCGCAUUCUGUACCCUCCUCGUUGUUUUCUUCGGCUACCAAGUUGUGCACGCCUACGAAUACUGGAGCUGGAUCCCAACUUUUAUCGUCUUCCUCGUGGUACUGGGUGUAUUCGCACACUCAGGCGAUUUUGUCAACAUCCCAAUGGGAACGGGAAAAGCAGAGCUUGGAGCUGUACUAUCAUACGGAUCGACAGUUUUCGGCUUCGGCACCGGCUACACCAGUUUCGCCGCCGACUACACUGUCUACCAACCCAGCAACCGUCCACGUCGCAAUGUCUUCCUCGCAACAUGGCUGGGUAUUUUCCCAACCCUGCUUUUCACCGAGCUACUAGGAGCGGCCCUCGCGACAGCCAUGGCAAUCAACGGAGGUGACAAUGCAUACCAACAAGGAUACACCGACUCAGGCGUGGGUGGCCUCCUAGGCGCACUCCUAUUCCCCCGUAUAGGAGGAUUUGGCAAGUUCUGUGUUAUUAUCCUCGCCUUAUCUAUUGUUGCCAAUAACUGUCCCAAUAUUUACUCAGUCUCGCUGACGCUGAUGGUCAUGGGCCGGUGGACGCGUCAUAUUCCGCGUUUUGUGUGGACGAUUGUUGCUUCGGCGGCUUACAUUGCAAUCGCAAUUCCGGGAUAUAGUCAUUUUGAGGCCGUGCUGGAGAACUUCAUGCACUUCAUUGGUUACUGGCUGGCGAUCUAUGAGGCGAUUGCGCUGACAGAGCACUUUGUAUUUAGACGUGGCUUUUCCGGGUAUCGGCCAGAGGACUAUGACAAUCGGGAUGCUCUUCCACCGGGAAUAGCGGCGCUGUUGGCUUUCUGUUGUGGGGUUGUGGGAAUGGUAGUUGGAAUGAGUCAGUCGUGGUAUAUUGGGCCGAUUUCUAAAAGCGCGGGAAUCCCAUCUAUUGGAGGUGAUGUCGGAUUUGAGUUGGGAUUCGCAUUUGCCGCGGCUUCUUAUUUGGUUCUGAGAACUGUUGAGAAGAGAAUCUUCAAGCGGUGA
Penicillium verhagenii is the source of this 1548-nucleotide messenger RNA. RefSeq names its product cytosine permease. The transcript is spliced from 3 exons. Gene Ontology annotation, cellular component: plasma membrane; fungal-type vacuole membrane. The coding region runs from base 1 to 1548 and encodes 515 amino acids. Gene Ontology annotation, biological process: transmembrane transport. The record is from RefSeq and is a predicted model, not a curated record. Gene Ontology annotation, molecular function: transmembrane transporter activity. Lineage: Eukaryota; Fungi; Ascomycota; Eurotiomycetes; Eurotiales; Aspergillaceae.